AUGGCGCAGCUAGCUCGAAACGCUGGUCGCAUAAUAUCUCAAACGACGCCAUAUCAUCAUAGGCCCGGCCUCGCCUCGAUUCACACCACCCUCCCUGCUCUCCAAUCCUCUUCCUCCACCCCGGCGCCGUACGCUCAGGCUCCGCCUCCGUCGACCUCCUCCCCGGCCGGCCUAUCCAAGACGGCGGAGUUUGUUAUCUCCAAGGUCGACGAUCUGAUGAACUGGGCCCGCCGUGGCUCCAUCUGGCCCAUGACCUUUGGUCUGGCCUGCUGCGCCGUUGAGAUGAUGCACACCGGGGCUGCUCGAUACGAUUUGGAUCGGUUUGGGAUCAUUUUUAGGCCUAGCCCUCGCCAGUCUGAUUGUAUGAUUGUUGCCGGAACUCUUACUAACAAGAUGGCUCCUGCUCUCCGCAAGGUGUAUGAUCAAAUGCCUGAGCCGAGGUGGGUCAUAUCUAUGGGAAGCUGUGCAAAUGGUGGUGGCUAUUACCACUACUCGUAUUCUGUUGUCCGAGGUUGCGACAGGAUCGUCCCGGUCGACAUAUAUGUUCCUGGUUGCCCACCAACUGCAGAAGCCCUUCUUUAUGGUCUUCUCCAGCUGCAGAAGAAGAUCAGCAGGCGCAAGGAUUUCCUCCACUGGUGGACCAAGUGA
Messenger RNA from Fraxinus pennsylvanica, 648 nucleotides. The record is from the annotation of a GenBank genome assembly. Lineage: Eukaryota; Viridiplantae; Streptophyta; Magnoliopsida; Lamiales; Oleaceae.